GUGAUUGUGAGCGCUGUGAAGAGCGUGGAAGGCCCAAAGAUCUGCGUGCUCAUGGCAGACAGCAGGCACUCUCUGUGGGAUGACAGCAGACAAGGGCAUGCUAUGUUUGAGGAGGCAGGCAGCCGGCGGUAUGCCAUGUGGCUGCUGCCGGCCUUGAUAAACCUUGUGCAUGCGGUGCAGCAUGGGUAUGAUUUUGCGCACAUGCAGAUGCCGUUCAAGCACGUGUCGCGUCACCCGGCUUGGCUGAAGCUUGUUGCCAUGCGAAUGAUCUUGCCGCGGUACGAGUAUGUGUUGUACUUGGACUCGGAUGCUUUCUUUCGGCAGCCUGGCACCCCACAGGUGGUUGAGAAGAUGAUUCUGGAGGGACAGCUAAGCAGGGGCAAAAUUAUGGCCCUCACCAAGGAAGACGUGAGUUACCCAGACAUUGCAAACACCGGCGUCCUCACAUUGAGAAACAGCGAGGAGACACUGAAGAUGCUGCACGACUGGUGGUACUCGAUUGUGCAGCACAAGCAGUACAUGAUGUACAAGAGAGCAUGGUCGUUUGAGCAGGCCGCAUUCACCUGGAUUGUAUAUCCAGCAUACAAUGAGAGCGUGAGUCUGCUGACUUUGGAGGACUGGAACUCUCCAGAGGGCAAGCAUAUACGGCACAUCUGGAGCGUGCUCAGCGAGGAUGAGCGUGAGCAGAUUUUCCUAGAUGCUGCAGCUCUGAGUUUGAGGCACUUGGAAGAAUCAAGUCACAGAACCCAAGCCGAACCAAUUGCUGCAGCUGCGGAAUUGGUAGACUUGGUUGAUGAAGUACUGGCGCAUAAGCUGCAUUGAUGUAUUAUGUAUGCAAAUUCAGAUGAAUAGAGAAGGAAGGAAGGAAGGAAGAUUACAUCACUCCAGCCGCCUAGGGCUGAUUGGAUGAACUGGCAGCAUCCAAAUAAUCAAAACAAUCCAUCACAAAAUGUGCAACACCAACAAUGUCCAACUGCCACAUGAAUUGCUGCAUCGUCACAAUGGCUGCACCAAACAGCCCAGGAUAUCUGUCCCGAACAGAUUGCAAGGCAGGGCACUCAAACACAAGGUGGCGCUCAUCCCCAAUAACCUGCUGGGCACAACGCAUGCACAAACGCUGGGGCCGGGGAAUCCUUGCCCAGCGGCCCGAGACAUUGGGCAGACUAUGACAACCCAUCCUGAACUUCAACAGUAUACGCAAGCAACGGGCACUCAAAGGCUGCUGUAAGAGCUGGCAAGGGUGGCGCACACAAGCUGGCCUAGCAAACCAUCUGUGAUAUGUACACAAGGUGGCAUUGCUGGACGGGCAGGUCCUAGGGCAAAUGUCAAUGUCAUCCCAAACCUGCAGUGCUUGCGCAUCUAGCAGCUGCAUCACAGCAUCAACUUCCACAGGAACAAGGGUGUCAAACCGAAUAACAAACUCAUACCCAAUCCGGCGCAAGCCCCGCAUGAAGGCCCAAGCCCAAUUCUUAACAGUACGGGUUAUGGCAUCCCAACAAUCAUCAAGGGCCACUUGCCUGUGAAAAUUAUUUGCAGGCAAGGCAGCCAAAUUGUUCCAGAACUUGAUAAUGCGCCGCCACCACACACAAUCAAGGGUCUGCUGAUUCAACUCCUUAAGCAAGAUGGCACCAUGCACAGAGGUGGGGACGCCAGCAAUGUCUCUCAGAAUUUUCAGGUGAGAGGAGGCCAAGGCAGCCCGGCCCCGCCGGCUGUCGCCACCAGGAAGGCUGCGCAGGCCCCACACCUCACAACCGUAGGAGGCAGUCGGCGGCACACAUGCAUCAUAUAGGCGCAACAACAGGCCAGCUGACAUGCUGCAAUGCAACUUCCCAUAUUGCUGCCUGAGCUGUGCCCACGCACCCCACAUGUUCCUGUGAAGCUUGCCAAAGGUGUGGUGGCGAGCAAAGCAAAGUCAUCGGCAUAGCCUAGAUCUGGUACACAACUGCCAGGACGCAACUGCGGGCCAACCCCAGGGCACCUCUGCAGCAAGUGCCUGUGCAGGCCAUCUGCAAACAAGCCAAACAGCGUUGGGCUAAGGGGGCAACCCUGCUUCAAUCCUGUCUCAGAGGGCAAACUAGGACCCUUCCUGCUCCCAAUCUUAAUGGCAACCGUAGAAUUGGCAUACAAAGACUGAAUGGCAGAGAGCAGGCGGCCAUCAAUGCCCAGGCGACGCAGACUCUCCCAGAGCAACACCCGAUUCACUCUGUCAUAAGCACCCUUCAGAUCAAGAAAGCAACAAUACAAGGGCUGCUUAGCAUGGUUUUGCCGGUCGAUAAAAUGCUGCAAGGUGAAUAGCUGGUGGGCCGUAGACAGUUUUGGCCUAAAGCCAGCCUGUGUGGCUGCACGCAAUCCAGCCCCCUCUGUGUACUUCAGAAUACGAGAAUUCAAUAUGCCAGCAUACAAGCGCAUGAUGGGCUCAGUAACGGCAAUGGGUCUAUAAUUGAGCAUGUCAAGCUUGCUGCCUUUCUUGUGCACAGGGGUGAUCAGGCUACCAUUCACAGAGGGUGGCACUUGCCCAGCCACAAAUGCAGAGUUCAGCACAGCCACCAAAGCAGGCGCCAGGACAUUUUCCGGAGGAGGCAUGCCUGGCGCCCGCUCAUCUUUUGCAUACCGAAACAGCUCAGCUGGUAAACCUUGCACUCCGGUGGCACGACCAUUGUGUAAACUUUUGAGCCC
Coccomyxa subellipsoidea C-169 is the source of this 2676-nucleotide messenger RNA. RefSeq lists its product as hypothetical. NCBI's taxonomy places the organism in Eukaryota, Viridiplantae, Chlorophyta, Trebouxiophyceae, Coccomyxaceae. The record is from RefSeq and is a predicted model, not a curated record. Gene Ontology annotation, cellular component: Golgi membrane. Gene Ontology annotation, molecular function: glycosyltransferase activity. Gene Ontology annotation, biological process: protein N-linked glycosylation. The transcript is spliced from 2 exons. Bases 103 to 822 code for a protein of 239 amino acids.